CACUCGGUCAAAUUACACACCCUGAUAUUCUUUGAAUACAGCAGUAUUUCUGAACGAUGAAUUCACCAAAGAUUUUACAGACCUCACGUCGUUCAAGGGGUUAUCGAAGUUUAAGUAAUGAAAUCUCUGGUGAAAAUGAUACAGAUACACUUAAUAAUGCAAAUAGUACAAAUAUGAGACGAACGAGCAUUACUUCGAAUUCUGCACAUUUAGCUACAAAUCUUGUGUACAACUUGCUUAGCCCUAAGUAUUCACCAGUUUUCAGGGCAACACGUUUCAAACAGAAACUAAACCGUAAAGAAUCCAAUAGAAAUGUUAACAGUAUUUACAACAGGCAAUCAACAAUUUCACCAGAGACAUCAUCUUUAGAGUCACUGGACUCUUUAAGUUCUACUGACUUAUUGCCUUCAGGAGACAUAAAAAAGGUUACAAAAAAGUUGAACAAACGAAACAGUGUAAAAGAAAGACUUGUAGAAGAUAAAAUAAAUGACUGUCGAUCAGAAUGCAAGCCAACUAAUUUCAAGGAUAAUAAAUACUAUCAAAGACCGUUGAACGCUUAUAAAACACUACAGGUAUACGAUGAACUUAAUGAUAGUUCUCCAAACGCUUCAUCAAAUACAAUUAUAAAAGGUGAUAAUAAAAGUCACGAGAAAUCUGGAACAUUACAUAAAAUUCUUCUUAGUCUACCAAUAAAUCGUAUCAAAAGAGAUCAUUUGUGCACAACACAAUCAGCUCCAUGUUCACCAAUAUUUCUAAAGAAAGAACAGACCAAUACCAAUCAACAUCUGUUCAAUCUUGAAAGAAUCACUUCACCAUAUUUUAAAAAGAAGAACAACUUUCGCCUGAAUCCAUUAACUAAAACAACUACUGAUUGUAAUGGUAAUCGUACUAACACAUCGUCUUCAACAUCGCCACUAUCGACUAACAGAAAAUAUUUAAAGGACACACUAAUGAUUCAUCAAAACCAUUCCAAAUGUCAAAAAAGCAACAACAAUAGUAACAGUGACAAUAAGUUAAGUAGUCUCCCAUUGUCUCAAUUAGAAUUAAAUAUACAACAGUUUAAAAUGAUCAAUCAAAAACUAGAAGGAAAUCGCUUCAGCACAAAUCACAGUAAUCAAAAUAAUGAUAAGGCAGAUAUUAAACUGUCAGCAAACAAUGAUCGCAAGCAUAAACUGGAGAUACAGAACUCAGGUAGUCACAGUCUAUUGGAAUCCAAAACUAAUUUAAGCACAUCAAAUUCAGAGGGUACUAGACGCCUAGAAACGCCUCCACCAAGUUAUUCAGAUUUAAAGCUAUUGAAUUCAUCUUCUCGAGAUCAUCUACUCACCAAUAAUGCUGACAGUAUAAAUUCUAACUACACGCUACUCUCAAAAGUUCCCGAUCCACUGCACACUCACAAUUCACUUGAAACGUAUAAAAAUCAUUUAAUCAGUAAAAGUGCGGGUGGUAAUAAUGCUGAUAAAUGUAAGAACCUGAUUUCAAAUAUGCCAAAUUCUAUUACAGAUGAAGAGAAAAGUUAUUCAGGUAAUACACAUGCUGAGACAGAUAAAUCUACAGAACAAACUGAUUCCUAUCGAGAGGUUAUACUUCAAAGACACGAUGCUACUGAACGCUUUGGUAUGCGGCUGGAAAGAACUAAAGGCGUAAGACAAGUGACUUAUAUAGCAAUGAUACUUCCAAGAUCACCAGCUCAGCUGGCUGGACUGAAGGUUGGUGAUCGUUUAAUUCGUGUCAAUGAACUCGAGACAGAUCAGAUGCUACUAGAAGAAUUAUUGAAUUACAUAAGGAAGUCUGAUGGACCGUUGUAUCUUUAUUAUCAAACAAGGCCGUUCACUUCAUAUCUUCUUACAACAGUUAUUCGAAAACAGAAUGGGAAAAUUGGAAUAAAACUAAGAAGCUAUCAAAACGAACUUCAGAUUGAUGUAGUCUUACCUAACUCACCUGCAUCACGUGUUGGUCUGCGUUCUGGUCAACAGGUAGUGUCACUGAAUGGACAAUGUGUACAUGGAUGGGACCAGCUGACUGCAAUGCACUGGUUUAGACAUUAUCCUGACGGUGUAGAUUUGACCAUAACUGUUUUAGACGAGUUGGACAAAACAGAAAAUUCAGGAAAAUUAAAAACGGGCAGAACAACAACACAUAUUACAACAACUGGUGAUACUUAUAGUACAGCCGACAACGGUAAUAUUCCAGGUUCAAAUCCAAGCACAAUUUUUGAUCCUCUCUCAUCACCUUCAAACAAACAACCAAUAUUGUCAAGAGAAUUCCUUGUACACAAUCCAGAUGUAGAUGUUUCGAAGGAAGGCCCAUCUGUAGUAUCUUCUACGUCACUUACGACAGACAACUUUGUUAUUUCUGAUCAAGUGUCAGAUUAUGCUCAUGAAAACAAUGUGAUAAACCCUUUGUUUCCUUUUGUAGAACAUAAACACGAUACUAGAUGUCAAUCAACCAACUUAUGUACACUGACUUCCUGUCCCUUGAAAAGAGAAGAUAGAAAGUUUUAUAUACCGAACCCUUCAGUGCUGAAUGUUAAUACAUGUGAGUGCACUACAAAAGACAGAUUACUACCUACUCAGGGUCAUAAUGACAAUCUCAUAAGCAGCAACCAUGAUAAUUCUAAUAAUUUGGACCAUCAAAAACUUAAUCAGUAUACUUUUGAUCACAGUCAACUAAACAUUCAAGAUUUGCAUGGCUCUCCUAUAAAUAAAAGUGAUAAAGUGUUAAUGGAAACACUUCAGAGUCAGAAUAAAGAUUCUAUUAAUUUAACAAAAACGUCAGAUGAUUUUGAGUCGAAUGAAAAACUACUUUGUUCAGACUCAUUUUUACAGAAUGAGUUUUUGUAUAAAACUGAUUGUGUUUGAGUUAUUUAUUUCUUUAGGACAAAGGUUAUGUUAAAUUUUAAACGCUUUUAAAAGAUACAAUACAUCCUAUAAUUUUAAAUGCAGCCUGUGUUAGAGUAAAGGACAAAUGUUUCAAAGCAUCAUAAUAUU
Molecule: messenger RNA, 2990 nt
Organism: Trichobilharzia szidati
Lineage: Eukaryota; Metazoa; Platyhelminthes; Trematoda; Strigeidida; Schistosomatidae
Source: the annotation of a GenBank genome assembly